Messenger RNA from Dryobates pubescens (Downy woodpecker), 1808 nucleotides. RefSeq names its product solute carrier family 22 member 18 (gene SLC67A1). The transcript has 11 exons. NCBI's taxonomy places the organism in Eukaryota, Metazoa, Chordata, Aves, Piciformes, Picidae. The record is from RefSeq and is a predicted model, not a curated record. Gene Ontology annotation, biological process: transmembrane transport. Gene Ontology annotation, molecular function: transmembrane transporter activity. The coding region runs from base 468 to 1757 and encodes 429 amino acids.
ACAGCCUGUACCUCUGAUGCAGAGGAUGCAGACGUGGAUGGCAGAGCAAAUAUCCUCAAGGGCUGGUGUCUUCUGGAGCUUUGAAAACUUUGGCUUUCCUGGAAUGAAAGCAGUGAAAUAGUUAAAGACUUGAAGAGGUUGUCACGUGCUCUUGUUUGGGGCAAUGUCCACUUACACCCCACUGGGACUCUCAGUCUGGACUUCGUUGUGAUGGUGCCUGAAGCAGUGAGCCCACCUGAGACAAGGCUGAAGAAUGAUAUCUGUGGCUUGAUGUGUGGUUACCUUUGAUCUUGCCUGGCAAGCAAGCAAAGAGGAGACAAAGAAAGAAAAACAAACAAGGAAAAACUAAAUCCCUGGCACACUGACUCAGCAGCUUUCACACUGUAAGCUUUGGACUGUACACACAGCUUCUGCACCUUACCUUCGUGUCAUCUUUCAGCCUGUCAGUAAGUCCUUCCACUAGCACUAUGAGCACAAAAGCCAACUCUGCAGGUAUGGAAGGAGCCUCAGGAAUGAAGAGCAAGACCCUGGAGGAGAGCAACCACUUAGGAGAGGUCCAGAGGAAACAAGUGAUCCUGGUUACCUACCUGAUUACAACCCUAGACCUGACCUUUGUCUUCAUGCAGCUGGGAAUCAUGCCUUACUUGGCAAAGAGCCUGGGUUUGGACUCACUGGGGUUUGGCUACCUCCAGACAACCUUUGGUGUCCUCCAGCUUGUGGGAGGUCCCAUUUUUGGAAGGUUUGCAGAUCAGUUUGGUACCCGAGCAGCCUUAAUUCUUUCCUGCGCAUCUGGAACUGUCUUCUUCCUGCUCACAUCCAUUUCCACCAGCAUCCCCCUCCUCUUCCUCUCCAAGGUGCCAGGACUGUUCAUGCAUGGGCUACCAGGUGCUCAGAAGGUUAUUACAGAUCUGACUGCUCCUUCCCAGCGUGCUGCUGCUUUGGGGAGGCUGGGGUUUUGCUUUGGAAUAGGCAUCAUCAUCGGCUCUGCUGUGGGAGGUGUCCUCUCCACCAAAUUUGGUGUUUUUGUUCCCAUAUAUGUUGGGCUGGUGGGGAGUCUCAUAAAUACCAUGAUAGCAAUGGCUUGGAUCCCUUCACAGACUAAACCCAAGUCAGGCCAUGAUGUGACGGAGCAGAGCACAUCACAGUCUGGCGGCGUGUUUAGCAUGAGAGAAAUCCUGCGCCUGAUGAAGUUUCCAGGAGUAAUGGAAAUUUUCAUAAUCAAGGUCUUUGCUGGACUUCCCAUAGGUUUGUUCAUGAUUAUGUUUUCCAUCAUUUCUAUGGAUUUCUUUGGCUUGGAAGCAGUGGAGUCUGGAUACCUGAUGUCGUAUUUUGGUGUCCUUCAAAUGGUGGUCCAGGGCCUGGUCGUUGGAACACUCACUAACCACUGCACGGAGAAGACUCUGCUCAGGCUCAGCAUUUUUGUCUUUGCUAUUGUAGGCCUAGGCAUGGCCCUGAUGAGGACAGUGUGGCACUACUGCAUCAUUGCAGUGCCGCUGGUGUUCGCCUUCAGCAUGCUGGCCACCAUCACCGACAGCAUCCUUACCAAGGCUGUCCCCUCCUCUGACACUGGUACCAUGCUUGGAAUUUGUGCCUCGGUGCAGCCCUUGACCCGGACGGUUGGCCCCACCAUCGGUGGAGUUUUAUACAAAGAGUUUGGAGUCUCCUCCUUUGGCUAUUUACAGCUAGUUGUUAAUGUAGGUUUGUUUGUUUACCUCUUAAAGAGUAAAGUCCCACUGGGUGAGACAAAAAGCCAGUAAUUUGGAUGCAAGAGAGUAACCCCUUCACUUUUCCCACAGAGAUGUUCACAA